AUGAGAGGCUAUCGAAAGAAGUCCUUAGAUUUAUCAGGAGCACUCACUGCACUCAUUGUUGGAUUUAUUUCCAUUUGCGGAGGUUUAUCGUGGACGUUGAUCUUGUUGUUUUUCUUCGUCACUUGUUCCGCUCUCACAAAGUACAAAUCAGAUAUUAAAAGGAAAAGAGAAGAUGGAUACAAGGAAGGAGGACAGAGAAAUUUCGAACAAGUGAUUGCGAAUGGAUUCUUUCCAACUUUUAUAUGUCUACUAUAUCAAAUUGUUAGAGUAUUUCAAUUUGAGAAUUUUGAAGCACUUUAUUUGCAAUCUCAAAAGACCAAUGCACCUAUGGAGCUUUCAAGAAUUGAAAUUCAUCGAUAUUUAUAUGGGAAUUUUUAUUAUUUCAAUGCUAAAGAUUAUCCAUUGAAGACAUUCUUACUCGUUUGCUAUCUUUGUUGCUACAUUGCAAAUACAAGUGACACUUGGUCAUCAGAGUAUGGAAUUUUGUCCAAGAAAGAACCAAUAUUUAUUUUAAAUUUUAAGAAAACAUUCCAUGGGGUGAAUGGUGGAGUGAGCUUAUCCGGAUAUUUGGCAAGUCUCGUUUGUGGAAUUUCAUAUUCUAUGCUGUGUCUCUUUAUGAUUUGUUUGGACUUCUUUUAUGCUCGAUAUUUUGGAUUUAAUGACAUUGGAACUAUGCUUGUGGGUGGACAUGAAACAUCUCAAUUGCCACUUUUAACACAAUUACUGACAGUACUGAGCUAUCAAUAUCCAAUUGUGAUUUUAUGCAUUUUCUCUGCAUUGUUUGGAACGACACUGGAUAGUGUAUUGGGAGCCAUCUUUGAAUAUUCAGGAUACGACGAAGAAAAGAAAAUGGUUGUCAAGAAACCUGGUGGAGAAAAGGUCAAACAUAUUUCUGGAUUCGGUAUUUUGAGUGGAAAUCAAGUGAAUUUUCUUUCUGGAUGUAUCACGGGUCUUGUAUGUGCCACAAUGAGCUUGUGGUUGUUCAAUUAUUAA
Molecule: messenger RNA, 993 nt
Organism: Naegleria fowleri
Lineage: Eukaryota; Heterolobosea; Eutetramitea; Acrasida; Naegleriidae
Exons: 4
Coding region: 1-993 (330 amino acids)
Cellular component (GO): membrane
Source: RefSeq, a predicted model, not a curated record